Aspergillus tanneri is the source of this 1092-nucleotide messenger RNA. RefSeq lists its product as uncharacterized. The record is from RefSeq and is a predicted model, not a curated record. Gene Ontology annotation, molecular function: O-methyltransferase activity. NCBI's taxonomy places the organism in Eukaryota, Fungi, Ascomycota, Eurotiomycetes, Eurotiales, Aspergillaceae. The coding region runs from base 1 to 1092 and encodes 363 amino acids. The transcript is spliced from 6 exons.
AUGACAGCACAAGACGAAAUUCUGGAUUUGGUCCGCCGUCUAGAAAGUGCCCCUGGGGUGUUGGCCCCUCUGUCGAUAGAGGCCGCUCUUCACUCCCGGUUGCUGGCGGCUGCUCAGAAUCUCGUGGCAUCGUUGAAAAAGCCUGAGAUUGAGUUAAGGAAUCUUGCAAAGGCGCCCGUGGCGAAUGCGAUAUUGCGAACAGCAUUUAAGAUUAAUCUCUUCGGCGCAUUCGACCAUGGAGCGACCACCGCACAAGAUCUCGCUAACUGUACGGCGGUGGACCAUUUGCUUAUGGUCCGCAUAAUGCGCACGCUGGUUUCUUUGGGAAUUUUCACUCAAACAGGGCCAGAAUCAUACGCCCACAGUUCACUCUCCGAAGCACUCCGAAACCCCAAGAUUCGGGCAGUUGUCCGGGGAAUGGCCGAAACAGCAUCGGUAAUGGUGUCGCUCCCCGAGUAUCUAUCCUCCAUUAAUUUCGACAACCCGGCAGACCAUCGCCCAUCGUUGUUUGGAUUCGCCCGGGACACAGAUAAGACCAUGUUCGAGUGGUUGGAGUCCGAACCAGAGCAGCGUAGGAUCUUUCUCGAGUUUCAAUCUGCUUCGUCAGAAAUGUCCGAUUUUCGUCUCCGGCCAUUGCUGCAGUCUCUCCUAACGCAAGGCGACUCUAACGCAGAGGUCGCAUUCGUAGAUGAUUUACCCAAGGUCAUUGAGGACCUUGGAACGGACGGAGGUGUCGAAGUUAUGGUGUACAACUUUUUGGAGCCGCAGCCGGUCAAAGGUGCGGCAAUCUACUUCUUCCGCCACAUCUUCCACAACUGGCCCGAUACAGUAUCCCAGCAGAUCCUCCGCAAUACCAUGUCCGCGAUGGGGCCCGCAUCCCGUAUUAUUAUUGUCGAUGAAGUCAUGCCAAAUCUCCAUGCCCCGCUGUACAUAUCUUAUAUCGAUAUUAGCAUGAUGGCCUUUGGGGGCUUGGAGCGCACGGAAAUUCAUUGGCGGCAGCUACUAGAAACGACUGGGCUGCGGAUUGGUAAAAUGGAGCCUCUAGACCCAUCAUCGUCGAGCUCAGAUUUCAUAAUUGAGCUGUCUUUGUAG